Messenger RNA from Cydia fagiglandana, 9259 nucleotides. RefSeq lists its product as uncharacterized. Bases 1 to 513 code for a protein of 170 amino acids. The transcript has a single exon. NCBI's taxonomy places the organism in Eukaryota, Metazoa, Arthropoda, Insecta, Lepidoptera, Tortricidae. The record is from RefSeq and is a predicted model, not a curated record.
AUGAUUGCGAUAGAGUCCGAACAACCGAUCAAAGAGGUGCCGAAGCCUGAGUCGACGGGCCCGCAAAAAACGCUGACGCGGUCGAGUGCCGUCAGCCAGAAGUCUGUGGAAAUCAUGGUGCAUCCAGAAGGCUCGAACAAUCCUCUACACAGGUCUAAACUCGCGCCUCAGCGCUCGACGUCCGAGAGUCAGUCUUCUGGUAAAAAGAUUCUAAAUCUUCGAAAGACGAAGAACUCUUCUUUAGAGUCGACGAUGAGUUUGCCGAAUCAGAAGAGUUUAGAGAAGAAACAUGGAAGUCUUCGGCAUCAGAAGUCGAUAGUGGCGCAUUCUGACAUAACGUUGAGUAGUCAGCCGUCGAUGUCAGACGAUCGGAAGGCGCUGAGAGAGGCGUUGUACCAGGGUAUCUUCCACAGGCACAGGCGGACAAUUUUCGCCGUUGGUUCCUUCCUGAGGAUGCUAAAAAGUAAAACAUCCAAUUAUGACUCUAUAAGGUCGGAUUCUGACGAGAUAUAGCACCAGUAGUGAUCGUAGACUAGUGAACAUUGGUGCCACGGACUGAUAGAACGCUUUUGUAACCAGAUUGGAGUUACUAAUGUUGAUAGGGUACUUUGUAAGAUUUUUAUUUUGUAUUAAAAUGUUCCUAAUUAUAUCUGUUGGUUUAUUGUGAUCCCGCUUGGAAUCGUUAGGAUUGUUGUUAAAGGAUGGUUUUCAUAAGAAUGUAUACAGUUAAGAUUUACAUAAUUUAAUUCGUUCAAUUGUGUAACGAAAAUUAGUCAUACAUUAUACGGGUAACUUUCGUUACACGAUUUAGGGUCAUUCUCAAGAAAUAUAUCCGCGUUCUAAUUGCCACCACCAUACAAUAUACAUGAAAAGAGUCGAGUUAAUUAGACCCGUCGCAGUCAUAUUCUCAGAGAAUGACGCUUUGACCCCCUAAUUGAACUAAAUUAAAAACGAAUGGUAACUCCGUAACUAAAGGCAUUCUUUUAAAAUUCAUCCUGAAACGGGUUUAUUUUGCUUAUAAUGGACUGAAUUUAUAUUUAGCCAAAAAAGCAGCCAUGGAACUCAUGGAACUAUGAGAACUGCAUGACGAAAGUUUGCAGUCGGAGGUGCUCCGAGAAGUUUGUUUUCUAAGAGAAUAUUGCACAAGGGAAAAUUCUGUUGAAACUUUAAAGUAACAUUACCUACUUACGACAGCAGUGUUCGUCAGAAACAACAAAGAACUAACUUAAAUACUUAAAACUUAAUGUUCUCACCACGUUCUCACCUUGCAAAGAAAACAUAAUGCUCUACAUACAUUUUCCUUCGGCAAAACAUCGACUUAAAAACAUAAUAAUAUAUUAUUGUAGUCUAAUGUGUAUUGUAGUAAGAAUGUGGACAAUCAAAAGCUACUCAAGCACAAACGGAAUAACGGUAAGGACCUCAUUAUUUUAUUGAAUAUACAAUGCAAAGACUUAUUAAUAUUGUACUUGAAUUUGAAUACUGGCUUCAUUAUAGCAACAAGUACUCAGUAUACAUAUCUGUGUACAGUCAUCUGCAAUAACAUGUUACACAACGAAGACCGUAAAAAUAUUUGAGACGAUCUUAUUUGCAGAGUCAUUUAGAGCGUGUCACAUAUUUUUGCGGCCUCCGAAGAGGAACAUAUUAUUGCAGGUGACUGUACUCAGCAAUAUUCAAGUUAGUCUCAAAAUUUUUACUUACUUUAAGUAUAAUAUUUUCGUCUUAUCCGUAUUUCCUAAUUCCUUUGUUUCCCUAACUUUUAACACCGUCACAACUUGACAUUGGCUAACGUUCCAAAAGCCAUAAUAGAAGAAAAGAAAAACGUCCUGAACUGUAAAUUUUGUUACUUACAUGACAUAAUAUAGCAAUCCUUGACAUUUUUGCUGAAAAACAAAACAAAAAAUACUUACAUACACAGCAAUGACAAUGACAGCUCGCAUGCGUGGCACACGCAAUCCGCAAAAAUGCAAAAACUUGACAUGUCACAUCAUGUCACGUCACUAGCACGCGACUGUCACAUGUCCACACAUGAAUCUCGAUGGUACAGUCAUCAAGGACGGGUACACGCAAAUAUGUCGUUAGCAAAACCUUGGUGGGUAUACUGAGUACAGUCGCCAUCAGAUAUAUCGGAGCGGCCAAGGUGUUCACAAUAUCUGAACAUGCACUCUAACGCCUUGACAAUAGAGGCGUGCUCAGAUAUUUGUGAGCACCUUGGCCGCUCCGAUAUAUAUGAUGGCGACUGUACAAGAAAAAUUGUCCGAUUCGAACUUUGAUACGUCAAUUAAUAGAUCUAGACACGAUAUGGAUUAGAUGUGUCAGUGUUUAAGGUGACAUUUUUGUUUUAAGAAACGUCACAUUUUACACUGACAUAUCUAAUCAAUAUCGUUUCUAGAUCUAUUGAUUGGCGUAUCUUAAAGUUAAAGUUAAAGAACUGCUUGAAAAUAUAAACGAAAAUCAAAUUCAAAUUUAAAAUUCGAAAAUUUUGGUAUUUAAAGAACUUUUGGUCUCUAUUGUUUCCCAAAUAGUUUUAAGUCAUAAUGUAUUGUUUAUCCAAAUUUUCGUUAGUCAUAAUUGCUUUUCAGGAUCGCCAUAAAACAAACCUAACCUAACCUAUCUACAGAAUAACCUUACGAAAAUCCUGAAAAGUUAAGUUAGUUAAGUUAGGUUUCAGUUUUAUGAUAAAUGAUAAUAUGACAAACAAUACAUUAUGACUUAUGACUUAAAACUUUAUGGGAAACAAAGGGACCCCCUUUAUAAUAGGUACCUAUUAAAAAGGACUGUCAUUUGUCAACAAUUGGGCUCCAUUGUGUUACAAAAAGUAUUCAUGUACCUAAAUGACUAGUUUUCGUAACAAAGUAGUUUUUAAAAUUAUUGAAUAAUUGAGACCUUAUUGUGUAUAAAAAAUAAGUAUGGUUUCUUAUUAUCUUUUUUGCUUUGGUAAAUGUAGGCCGAGUGAUACAAUAAUAUAAUUAAAUCUGGGGGCACGGCAGUGCCCCCGCCAAGUCGAGCAAAACAGCACGGCCGUACCAUCCUUUUCCCGAAGCGAUCAUAUUUUUUUUCAAGCAAAAACAUACUGUGUCCUCAUUCAAUAAGAUUACAAAUCAAUUGGCAAAAGUUCAAUUUUUACUGCUUAUUUUCAGUUUUGCGAAAAACACUUUGGGCCCGAUUCGGAUUUUGAAAGAUGUCUAAUCUUUUAGACAUCACCAAGAUACGAUAACGAUAUGUUUAACAUCUAACCUGUCAAAUUUGACAUUUGCGCGAUUCUGGAGAUACUCUUGAACGAUUUCCACAGGAUAUGACUUAGAAAUCCAAUUCACAUCUAAUAUAUAUCUUACUCUAUCUAACGUAAAAGUGAGAUUGGUUGCCCGAAUUGCGCUGCAAAAGAUAACUAGUUGAUAUCUAUAAAUAAAUAAAUAAAUAAAUAAAUAUUAUAGGACAUUCUUACACAGAUUGACUAAGUCCCACAGUAAGCUCAAAAAGGCUUGUGUUGUGGGUACUCAGACAACGAUAUAUAUAUAAUAUACAAAUACUUAAAUACAUAGAAAACACCCAUGACUCAGGAACAAAUAUCUGUAUCAUCAUACAAAUAAAUGCCCUUACUGGGAUUCGAACCCAGGACCAUCGGCUUCGCAGGCAGGGUCACUACCCACUAGGCCAGACCGGUCGUCAAAACUAAACAAAUCAAAUCUAAACUAUAACGUAUCUAGAAUGGAUCUAGUACGUGUCGUCUCUUGUGAAUAUCUUGAAGUUCGAAUACGGCAGUUUGGCGGUUUAAUAAUUAAGGGUGAAAGGUGAAAUAUUGCCCUUGACACGCGACGGGAAGUGGGUUCGACGUUAACACUUCAUUUGCGAAGUUAGUUUUGGUUUAUUGGGGCUAUGGAGAACGAAAAUUGGUUCAACUAGGUAAACUUUUUAAACUUUUAACAUUCUUUUGGGUUACGUUAAUCGUUUCUAUAAAGGAAUUCUUAAUGUGGAAUUUCUGAGACUUAGGUCCGAAAUAUCAAUGACAUUUACCAAUCGCUUUUAAAUGGUAAACAUCGUAAGGAAAUCGGACUAAUCCCAAUAAGGUCUAGUUUACCCUAAAGGAUGAGAAUAAUUUUGUAAUUAUUAAAGUAAAAUAAACAUUAACUGUAUAAAAGUACUAUUGCUAGGAAAUUUUUAAAGAAAAAUCACCGCAACAAAAACUAAAUCAGAUUUAUACAGAAUACGUAUUAACUCACAUUAUAGACGGGUCUAACGCGAAUUAUAUUCAAUUACCUUGAUUUACCGACGUUUCGACACAGGUUUCACUGGUCGUGGUCGCGGCUGACUGAUGUCCCAGCAAAAUGUCAAAACAGAGAUUUGUGCAACUACCCGAUGAAAAGACCCGUCUAUAAUUAAUGUGAGUUAAUAUGUGUUCAAAACGCGAAAGUUUAGAAUACAUAUGUUUUGUAUUCUUUACUAACGUGAAUUACCCCAAAUUAUUUUUUAUUUGCGUCAAUAGUUUUUAACAAACGGAGGAUUUUGUCGUAGCGACAUAAACCCUGCUACGGGCUACGGCGUAGCACUCGUAGCGUAGCUAUUGUUACAGAAAAUAUGUAUGAAAACUAAGUAAUUAAGAUAAACCUUUUUCAAAAGAAAAGUAUCAAUAUUAUACAAAGCUGACUGAAACCAUAAACGCCUCACAGGAUUUAAAACAUGAGGUUAUAUUUAAGACUCAUUUAUAAUUUGAUACUUUUUACAUUAUAAGUACAGUCGCCAUCAAAUAUAUCGGAGCUGCCGAGGUGGUCAAAAAUAUCUGAACACGCACUCUAUCGCCUUGAAAAUAGAGGCGUGUUCAGAUAUUUGUGAGCACCUUGGCCGCUCCGAUAUAUCUGAUGGCGACUGUACUAGACAUAUAACACACUUAUGACUAAAUCCUAAUAUUUUUAUAGUUCAGACCUUAAGUGAUCGUAAAAUUGUAUAUAAUUUAAUUGUUUCUCUUAUGUAACGAGCGAUAAUUAUAAUUAGUCAUAAUUUGAUUUAGGCAUCUUUCGUUAUGCAAUGGAUUAAUUAAAUUAUGAAAUUUGUAACCAAAGGAAUGUCCCACAUUAAGUACAAUUUGUAAUGCAGGACUUAUUAAGGAUAGAUGAAAUAAAGUAUUACAAAUAGAAACUACGAAUAAACAACUCUCAAGGGCAAUCCCAUACCAAACGUGGUUAGAUCAUCGUUGGAAAUAUUUAAUUGGUAAUGGGCCCAAUUCGGAUUUUGAAAUAGACAUCUAUUAGAUAUCUUUUAGACAUCACCAAGAUACGAUAACGAUAUGUUUAAGAUCUAACCUGUCAAUUUUGACAUUUGCGCGAUUCUGGAGAUACUCUUGAAUGAUUUCCACAGGAUAUGACUUUGAGAUCCAAUUCACAUCUAAUAGAUGCUCUAUUUAACGUAAAAGUGACAUUGGUGGUCCGAAUUGCGCUGCAAAAGAGAACUAGUUGAUAUCUAAACUAUAACGUACCUAGAAUGGAUCUAGUACGUGUCGUCUCUUGUGAAUAUCUUGAAGUUCGAAUACGGCAGUUAAUUGGUAAUGUUACAUUAAAGUUUCACGAUCACGUAAUAGGUAUAAAUAAGAUUGGUACUGUCGGCAGCAGAUGUGGCUAGAAUUAUUUGUGCAAAAAAAUCUAUAUUCACCCUUAUUGCUAAGUUACUAAGGGUUUUGAUUUUGAUGCCCAGAAAUACCUUUGCUGCUGAUUGUAUUGAUUUUGAUUACAGCUGUGUAAAAGUUGCAGAAAGUUACCGAAAAUUUGGAAAAUUUCAUAAAAAAAUCACAAGAAAUAAAUAAAAUGGAAAGUCUCAUUUCCUAUUCAUAAUUAUGAGAAGUUUCCGAAGAUUUGAUAUGGAAAUUUGGCAAAUUUUGGGAAAUCUUUCCAACGGCACACUAUAUUGAAAACGAAUUCCGUCAUGCUGGUUGUUUAACUUUAAAAAAAACUAUAGUUACAUUAAAUGCACCUCCGAUUUUCAAAUAAAAAAAAAGGUUUUUGAAUGUUUUUGAUGUAGUAUACAUACGUAUAUAAAGCUGUUAUGUAUACAUGCAAUAUUUGGUAUGGUUAUACAAUUCCUUUAGGAAAGUGAUGCUUCGAAAAAUCGAAUAGUGAGCUUAAGUAGAUGACAUUUUAAUUGAUUUGCUGAUUACUUUGUGUCCUUGCAUUUAAGCAAAUAAUUUGCGUAGAACAUUCGCCAAUUGGGUAAAGUUAAAAAUGUUAUACUUAAGAUUUUAAUUCAGUCAGAAAAACUGUAACGAAAAUUAUAAUAUGACUUUUCGUAACACAAAGGAGUCAUUUAAUUUGUAAUAGGCGAAUUAAAGCUUUAUGUAAGUACCUUUUUAUCUUAGUCAAAGUAAUUUAGGUCAAUGUUCUUCGUUAAUACGUAAACUAUAAAUGCGUGGACACGAUUUUACAUGAAAGUAGUUUUUUUGAAAACAAUGUAAUCAAUAAGGUUGAAGUUAUAGUCCGCGCAUUAUACCAUCUUGCACUUUUAUCUCUGGGGAUGCCUCCUUGUAUGAUGGUGUCUUGUAACAAACUAAAUCUAGGGAAACCACAUGGGGGCUAGUCAAGGUGACAAUCGUACAUCGACAAACGCCAAACGUAAAUAAUAAAUAUACGCGGGAUGACAGAUACUACCAAAAAUCACGUGACUUUGUCCAUACGUUACGGCUCGGCCACGACAUUGAGCGACUUGCGACGGCGGCAGCGGUAACCAUAGGUUGAAGCGAGACACAGAGAUCGGACCUUUCGUUCACACCUAUGGUUGUCGCUGCCGCCGGCGCAAGUCGCUCAAUGCCGUGGCCGAGCCGUUACUUUAGUUUCGAUUGGCAUUUUCUAUCAACUAUUGCCAUCUUAGCUAAGCCCCAAGAGGGGAAAAGUGCUGAUUACAGAUGUAGUGCAUAAUUAUUUUCCAUCGCAUUUGCAUGGAGACGUGCGAACGUGCAUCUUGCUAUUUCAGUUUCGGCAGGGGUGCGAAACUCCUGACUUCGGUCAAACUCGGCUCCGCUCGGCUCAGCAUUGCUCCGAGCAAUUAUUAGGGUUGGCACCACUUGACUUCCUUUUGCGUGCACGACCACAGAUAAGAUAAUCACUUGAUGUUUGACAACCCUAAAUAGCCGAAAGGGACAGUGCCAUAUAUUAGAAAGGGACAGCAUGAUUCGACCCUGAACCGCUGUCAAACUUCGUUUUUGUGGGAAGUUUCCUUUCUGUGCAGUAGUACUAUUAAUUAUUCUGUGGUUUCGGUACAAAAAGUACUGACGUUGAAUGACGUAACAUGACAAAUACGAACGUUCCCGAGAAAAUACGAUGGAAAACAAUUACUUCUGUACUUUAAUUAUUUAAUGACUACUUUUGUGUAAAAUGUAAUGAUAAAUGUAGAUAAGUAGGCUGAGCAAUGGAUUAUUGAGACACGUUUUGGAACAUUUUAUGCACUUUUUAUAUAUUUGUACAUCCAAAGGUUAUUAUAAAACGUGCUGUUGUGACGUAGAUACUAAAUAACCCAUUUUAUGUAUAAAAUAUAUGAAACAUGAGCUUCGUAAUAUUAUUGUAUAGAUAGCUUUUUAUAACAAUAGUUAUUUAGGUUUUAUUUUAAAACGUUACUUUAAUUUUAUAAGCGUUUAAAUUUUUAGUCAGCUAUUUUGGUCAUAAAAUGUCAGAGCCAUUGUUAAAAUAGGAAAUCUAAGGAAAAAGUACGAAUUUCACUAUAGAAACUGGGAAUAAAUGUCAUGUAAAUGUUUGCAGGUUAAAGAUUACUUAAAUUACACUUGUUAUAUUACCUACUUAAAACUCAUACAAUCACUGUAUAUUUUUUCAUAUCACAUAUGUUUUUUAUUUUGCUUUAAAAUUUUUGGCCACAUUUGAAAUAAGUAUAUUGUGUUCAUUAUUUUUUUUGUUACACACUAGAAAUUAUAUACGUACUAAAGUAUAAUAAACAAAAAAAUAUUUCUUCAAAAAUUCCGUUAAUUCCUUUGUGUGCCUCGUAAAAAUAGUUCACUAAGGGCCAUUCACUAACCCGGGGUUAACCGGUUAAACCUGGAGUUACCAUGGUUGCCACUUUGACACUAGGUUAACGGUUUAACCGGUUAACACCGUGUUAGAGAGAUGGUGCAAGUGGCACUAAUUCAACUACGUGUAAUCUAAGUGCUUUUUGUACGGUUUUUUUGAAACCAACCUACAUAUUAUCUUUAUUUUAAUUUUAAAGUUUUCUUUAAGCGCAUUAACUUACACUCGUUAUCUGUACAAAAUUAAUGCAUGGUAUAAUUUAUGAUCAAUAGGGAUGUUUACAAAAACAACAUAACUGCUUAAGGAGCCCACUCAUUAACAGUCCGCCGGACGAUAUCGGCCUGUCAGUUGUUCGGAGCUGUCAACAUUUUGUUCUAACUGACAGGCCGAUACCGUCCGGCGGACUGUUAAUCAGUGGGCCCUUUUAGAGCGGUUGACACUUUUUUAAGAACAUUGUUAAUCGUUUCAGGUGUCAACCAGCGUAGUCAGUUAUGUUGUUUUUGUAAACAUCCCUUCUAUUUAAUAACCACAAUUAAAUUAAGUUCUUGUUGUUGAAUGUAAAAAGUAUGACGCAUUGGAAAACUUUGUUGACUCCUAAUUUUGGUAGGUGCACCCUGCAUUGGGGUAAAUGCGAAGGCGGGGUAGUUUCGAAACUGGCAAAUACUAAACUAGAAACACUUUCUACUGUUGCAACAGUACGCAUGAUGCCGUAAGCGUUGCAGCGGCGUAAUUGUUGCUAAAGUAUGAUGUUUCUAGUUUAGUAGAUAUUUGUCAGUUUCGGAACUAAGUACCCCGCCUUCGCAAUUACUCCAAUGCACCCUAUACCAAACCAAACGUUUUAUUACACUAUUGUUAGUCAUUUACUUAUUUGAUGGCACUAUUCUUAAUAAACGAUUGUAUUCGUUAUAUUAAAACUUUGUUAUUUGUUAAUUAAUUUAAAAUAAUAAUCAUAAUUAAGAUAUUAUUUUGUAAGCAAUAUUAUUGUAAACUCGUUAUGUUUAUUAAUUUGAAUAGUAUUUAUGUUGACGUUAUUUUUUAUAAGAAUUAAAAUCAUAAACCCUACGAGAGGGAUAAUUGUUUUAAUUAUAAGUGAAUUUUCUAAGAAUAUAAUAAUCUUCUGUUUAAUAAUAUAAAAUAAAUACAUUCCUAUUGUUUUUUGUACAAAUAAAAUAUAUAUUUGAUGAAAAAAGACUGCGAAAGUUUAAAAUAGCUGACGACAAUUUUAUAUGUUUCGUGAAAUAAACUAUGUUUCUUAGUACUGGCAA